AGUGGGGCACCGGGGAAGAGAGCCCAGCGCUAGCUCGGGGCUGCUGGGGGAGGCGGUGGUGGCGGCUGUGGGGAGGAAGAAGGAGGAGCGGGGCCAGCGGGAGGCAGCGACGGCGACCCAGUCAGGGUGAUGGUGCAGGUGCCCGGGGCCGGCGCGGAGCUGCCGGGCUGAGGGGCUCUCGGUCCACCGUCCGCAGCGCCGCCGCGUCGCUCCCGGGGACGGGCGAGCGGGCGGGAAGAUGCUGAGCAGGUUGAUGAGCGGCAGCAGCAGGAGCCUGGAGCGCGAGUACAGCUGCACCGUGCGGCUGCUGGACGACAGCGAGUACACCUGCACCAUCCAGAGAGAUGCCAAAGGCCAGUACCUGUUUGACCUCCUUUGCCACCACCUGAACCUCCUUGAGAAAGACUAUUUUGGAAUCCGCUUUGUGGACCCGGAUAAGCAGCGGCAUUGGUUGGAGUUUACCAAGUCGGUGGUGAAGCAGCUGAGAUCUCAGCCUCCAUUCACCAUGUGCUUCCGUGUGAAAUUUUACCCUGCAGACCCUGCUGCCCUGAAAGAAGAAAUAACCAGGUAUUUAGUCUUCCUACAGAUCAAAAGGGAUCUCUACCAUGGCCGGCUCCUCUGUAAAACAUCCGAUGCUGCCUUGUUAGCAGCUUAUAUCCUUCAAGCGGAGAUCGGAGAUUAUGACCCCGGGAAGCACCCUGAAGGCUACAGCUCCAAGUUCCAGUUUUUCCCUAAGCAUUCCGAGAAGCUGGAGAAGAAAAUUGCUGAGAUUCACAAGACAGAGCUCAGUGGCCAAACACCAGCAACCUCAGAGCUGAACUUCUUAAGAAAAGCGCAGACACUGGAGACGUAUGGAGUGGAUCCUCACCCGUGUAAGGACGUGUCAGGAAACGCUGCAUUUCUGGCCUUCACUCCGUUUGGGUUUGUUGUUCUCCAAGGAAACAAGAGGGUCCACUUCAUCAAGUGGAAUGAGGUGACCAAGCUGAAGUUUGAAGGGAAGACGUUUUAUUUAUACGUAAGUCAGAAAGAGGAAAAGAAAAUUAUUCUCACAUAUUUUGCUCCAACUCCAGAAGCCUGCAAGCAUCUCUGGAAAUGUGGAAUUGAGAACCAAGCCUUCUACAAGCUGGAGAAGUCAAGCCAAGUCCGCACAGUGUCCAGCAGCAAUUUAUUCUUUAAAGGAAGCCGGUUCCGAUACAGUGGCCGAGUUGCAAAGGAAGUAAUGGAGUCAAGUGCCAAGAUCAAACGGGAGCCACCAGAAAUACACAGGGCGGGGAUGGUGCCCAGCCGGAGCUGCCCCUCCAUCACCCACGGCCCGCGGCUCAGCAGCGUGCCCCGGACUCGGAGGAGAGCCGUGCACAUCUCCAUCAUGGAAGGCCUCGAGUCCCUGCGCGACAGCGCCCAUUCCACUCCUGUGCGCUCCUCUUCCCACGGGGACUCCUUCCUGCCCCACGUGAGAGGCAGCCGCGCGGACAGCAGCGAGCGAGUGGCCGUGAUCGCGGACGAGGCCUACAGCCCCGCCGACAGCAUGCUGCCCACGCCCGUGGCCGAGCACAGCCUGGAGCUGCUGCUGCUGUCCCGGCAGAUCAACGGGGCCACCUGCAGCAUCGAGGAGGAAAAGGAGUCCGAGGCCAGCACCCCGACGGCUGCCGAGGCGGAGGCCCCGGGAGGAGAGCUAAGGGCCCUGUGCCAGGCGCACGGCGGGCCCGCGGAGGAACAGGUGAAUAAGUUUGUUUUAAGUGUCCUCCGUUUGCUCCUUGUGACCAUGGGACUCCUCUUUGUCUUGCUCCUCCUCCUGAUCAUCCUUACCGAGUCUGACCUUGACAUUGCCUUUUUCCGCGAUAUCCGCCAGACCCCCGAGUUUGAACAAUUCCACUAUCAAUACUUUUGUCCCCUCAGGCGAUGGUUUGCCUGCAAAAUCCGCUCAGUGGUGAGCCUGCUCAUUGACACCUGAGAAGGCAUGACUCCACCCACUCACUAGCCAGGCGGACCGGAGCCCGGCUGCCCUUCCCAGCAAUGGGACCCAUCGCGGACCAUCGGCACACACCCCAGGCCCUUCUCUCAUGACUAGAGUCCACUGCAGCCUAGGCGGGUUGUUUCCCAGAAGAAGGAAAGCAAGGAUAGGCUUGGGCCCCGUUAACCCACCCGGGAAAACUCGUUUUCUUCAGAGGUUCUUUUCAAGGAAGGCUCAGCCACUCUGUAACUCAUCCUUUGAUUUGCAGGAUAAUUUUUGGUUUUGGAUUUUGAUUUUUCAUAGAUGUGUAUUAUUUUGAAAAAGUAUCCAAAUAAAAAUGAUUUAUUUUACUA
Perognathus longimembris pacificus (Pacific pocket mouse) is the source of this 2304-nucleotide messenger RNA. RefSeq names its product FERM domain containing 5 (gene Frmd5). The transcript has 15 exons. Bases 239 to 1951 code for a protein of 570 amino acids. The record is from RefSeq and is a predicted model, not a curated record. Gene Ontology annotation, cellular component: cytoskeleton. Lineage: Eukaryota; Metazoa; Chordata; Mammalia; Rodentia; Heteromyidae. Gene Ontology annotation, molecular function: cytoskeletal protein binding.